This is a messenger RNA of Plasmodium yoelii, 717 nucleotides long. RefSeq names its product fam-c protein. The transcript is spliced from 2 exons. The record is from RefSeq and is a predicted model, not a curated record. The coding region runs from base 1 to 717 and encodes 238 amino acids. Lineage: Eukaryota; Apicomplexa; Aconoidasida; Haemosporida; Plasmodiidae.
AUGAAUAAAAGGAUAUUUAGUUUAGUUUGUAUUGCCUUGUAUUCCCUUUUGGCUGGGUCAGUACACUGCUCCGAACAGAAAGUAUCUGAUGUAAGAAAUAAAAGUAUUCGUGGCACUAAAGAAAGAAACAAAAGUAACGAAAAAAAUGAUAUAGAAUAUAAACACAAAACACAAUUAAAGAAUAACAAUCCUAAAGAUGAUGAAGAUGAUAUAGGAUCUAAUUGUUUUGGUAUAUGUAAAAAAAAUAAACAAAUAAAAUAUAUAAUUAGGGAUGUACCCGUAACUUUUCCAUAUAAUCAAAUAGUUGUAACAUAUUCAAGUAAUGAAUCUCUUCCUACGGUAAAAAUGCGAAUUGGACCAAUUGAGAGUGAGUUUAUUCCAAAAAAUCAAAAACAUUUAGAAGAUAUAUUAAAAUUACAAAAAACAUUCGAAGAACUAUAUUCAAACAACGAUGAAUCUCUUCCUAAUGUGGCAAUGUGGAUGAAAGUAAUUAAGCCUGAGUUUAUUCCAAAAAAUCAAAAACAUUUAGAGUAUAUAUUACAAUUAAAAGAAUCAAUCGGGAAACUAUAUUCAAAUAGUGAUCAAUUUACUACUAAGGAAGUAUCCCUGAUGCAACAAUACCUGGAAAAAAUUCUUGAAAACAAUCCAGAACUUUUUAAGAUUUUAUUAGAAUCUAAAGAAGAAAUAGAAAAAUACCUUUCAAAAAAAAAUAAGUAA